UGCUGUGGCUCUCAAUCCGCCCGUCGUCCAUGGCGUCGUCGUCGCCGACGGUUCGGCCAUGGGCGGACCUGCAGCACGACCUACUCGUGGCCAUCAUGUCCCGGGUGGGCGUCCCCGACCUCCUCUCCGGCGGCGCCACCCGCACCUGCUCCGCGUGGCGGGCAGCGGCUCGCGACCCGCUCGUGUGGCGCCACGUUGACCUCCGGGACUGGCCCGCCCUGACCUCGGCCCGGCGCCGGCUCCGGCUCGCGGCGGGAGACGGCGCGGAAGAAGCCGCCGGGCGCGGGCGCGUCCCCCUGCAAGCCGAUCUCUGCAGCGUGCUUGAGAUCGCCUCGAGGCGGGCGGACGGUCGAAUGGAGGCCCUGCUCCUACCGGAGUUCGCCGAUGAGGAGCACCUCCUUUUCCUUGCAAAGAGGAAUCCAAAUCUGCACUAUUUCAGCCUUCCUACCACAUGUAUAACUUAUGAUCAGUUCUGCAAGGCGAUUGACAAAUUACAGUCUCUUAAGGGCAUGGCAGUGGAUGAGAGUCUUAUUAAUCACGAUGUCCUCAGCCAUGUGCAUCAGUGUUGCCCAGAUUUUUUGGAGUUGAAGGUGUUUGCACUUUAUGUGGAUGAAGAGAUGGCUUCGAUCAUUUGCAACUCCCUUCCACGCCUUAGGAAGCUUGAAAUACCAAACUCUGAUAUGUCUUGUGCUGUAAUAAUAAAAUUCCUCGAUUGCCUAGAGGAGCUCGAGUACCUGGACAUAUCUGGUUACGAGACUUCAGCAAUAUCAAGUGCUGUGCUUCGAAAAGCUUCUCGGCUGAAUAUCUUCAUCUGGAACUCAAAAUUUGAGCUUGGGGAGUUCAUGGACUGCUCAAAUUAUGGCGAACAUUGCAUUAAUCCUCAAGAGCCUUGUAGUUGCGUGAUGGAUCACCGAGUGAUGGACUGGCUGGCUGGACCUUCAGAGCCUUCCUGACGAGAUUGAACUGUGACUUGAGUUAAAAUGUUAAAUCCUACCUGCUAUUUCAACAAUAGUUGAAGUGGUGCUUUGAGUUACUUGUCAAUCAAAUGAUGGGUAAGGUGCUACCGUGGUAGCGUGCUUUGAUGUGCGUUGCAUGACGAUACUUGGGUCCGUUCAGUUUCCUCCUGCCGCUCCCUUUGUUUUGGAGUUUAAUAUGUAUGUGAUAUAUUAUAAUUUCAUGCAUUUAGUGCUCAAUGAUCUCUUGAGCGAGAAUGAAGCAACGCACACUACUUGUUGGCUUGUUGCAGUGUCGCAGCUUACGAUAAAUUUUAAGCUGUUACAGUUUAUUGGACCUGAUUAAUUGAGCUAGCAAAUGCAUGAUUGUUC
Messenger RNA from Oryza brachyantha (malo sina), 1325 nucleotides. RefSeq names its product F-box/LRR-repeat protein At3g48880-like. Gene Ontology annotation, molecular function: protein binding. The coding region runs from base 30 to 953 and encodes 307 amino acids. NCBI's taxonomy places the organism in Eukaryota, Viridiplantae, Streptophyta, Magnoliopsida, Poales, Poaceae. The transcript is spliced from 2 exons. The record is from RefSeq and is a predicted model, not a curated record.